Messenger RNA from Myxocyprinus asiaticus (Chinese sucker), 3563 nucleotides. RefSeq names its product transcription factor Dp-2 (gene tfdp2). Gene Ontology annotation, biological process: regulation of transcription by RNA polymerase II; regulation of cell cycle. NCBI's taxonomy places the organism in Eukaryota, Metazoa, Chordata, Actinopteri, Cypriniformes, Catostomidae. Gene Ontology annotation, cellular component: nucleus; transcription regulator complex. The record is from RefSeq and is a predicted model, not a curated record. The transcript is spliced from 15 exons. Gene Ontology annotation, molecular function: RNA polymerase II transcription regulatory region sequence-specific DNA binding; DNA-binding transcription factor activity, RNA polymerase II-specific. The coding region runs from base 214 to 1452 and encodes 412 amino acids.
ACUACACUUCCACUGGCGUACAUUUACACCGAGAAGUUGUUUGUUUUCCGUCUUGACAGAUCACUUCAACACAUUUCGACCCGAAAUCCCGACUGCAAUCGCAGGAAGCAGAAGACUUAGCGUCAAGUUUCGGGAUCGCUCAAAAGGGACUCUGCAGCACGGCGAGUAAAAGGAUUUAACAAGCAGAAAGAUCUCCCCGUCAUCUUGAGUACGAUGGCCAACACGGUUGGCACAACAGCUUUGUGUGGAGAUCUCAAGGCCUUUCUGAACCAAAACAUUCCUAAAGGCAACAUUUCCCUGGUAACGCCGUGCAGCUACAGCCCAGCCACCAAGAUCACACUAGGAACGGUUAAUUCAAAUGUAGGAGCCCAAAUGAUUUUAAGCACACCACAGAGAGUGUCACACCCUGGAGGUAUCCUCAUCGGCAGCCCGUUUACACCACACACAACACCGGUUGCCAUGGUUACUCAAGCACACCCUCCCGAGGGCGACGAGUGGACCCCAGGAAACAAAAAAAGAACACAUGACUACGUAGAUUCAUAUUACUCAGACAGGGAUGGCCUGUGUUCGAGUGACUCAACAUCCAGUAAGAGAAUAAAGAGGGCAGAUAAGAAUGGUAAAGGACUGAGGCACUUCUCCAUGAAGGUGUGUGAGAAGGUACAAAAGAAAGGCACCACAUCCUACAACGAGGUGGCCGAUGAGCUGGUGGCCGAUUUCACCCAUGCAAGCAGCCUGAUGCCUGCCGACUCGCAGGUGUACGACCAGAAGAACAUCCGCCGGCGUGUGUACGACGCGCUCAAUGUGUUGAUGGCCAUGAACAUCAUCUCCAAAGAGAAGAAGGAGAUUCGCUGGAUCGGCCUCCCCACAAACUCAGCUCAAGAGUGCCGAAAUCUGGAGCUUGAAAAACUGAAGAGUUUAGAAAGAAUCCGACAGAAAAGAGCCCAGCUAGAAGAGCUGAUAUUACAGCAGAUCGCGUUUAAGAAUCUGGUACAGAGGAACCAGGCCAAUGAAGCAUCGUCCCGUUCAACGCCCCCUGCAGGAUCCUUUAUCCAACUUCCCUUCAUCGUUCUUAAUACAGACGUCCGCACUGUCAUCGACUGCUCCAUCUCUAGUGAUAAGUGCGAAUAUCUCUUUAACUUUGACAACACAUUUGAGAUCCAUGAUGACGUUGAGAUCCUGAAGCGAAUGGGCAUGUCUUUGGGGCUUGAGAACGGCACAUGCUCCUUGGAGAACCUCAUCAUGGUCAAAUCUCUAGUUCCCAAGUCCCUGGAAACUUAUGUCACCAGCAUGGCAAGAGACACCAACAGAACACCUCUCAGUCUCAGAAGUCACAGCAGCACUGCCCCGUCACACACCUCAGAGUCCCGUGAUCAAACACCCAGCUCCUUUAACGAGGAAGAGGAGGACGAUGAUGAUGAUGAAGAUGAUGACAAUCCCUCAUCCCCAGAGUGAAGCUCAGCUCUACAGGACAUCGACCCUCUCUCUCUACGCUGGGACAGGAUUCCCGAGCAGUGCUGGGGAGGAACGCUACACAGGAAAUAAGCUGCCCCUUCUCGCUAUAUUAUGAUAUUUUAAAUUCCCUCACGAUCUCUCUCACUCUUCCUCUUUCCCAGUUUGCCACUAUUUUUGUGGAGUUUUUGCCUCUGGGAGAGACAUUUUGCUUUAUUUCUGUGGUGCUUUUCCAUGAUAUCAGGCUAGCGAGCCGCGGAUCGGGCUGUAGAGGAGAGCAAAUAAGUGAAGGUUUGCAGAUGUUUCAUGAAAGAUCCUUAGUUAAACUGUCUCACGUCAUCUCCGCGUGCUUACUUUCUCUGCUUCCUUUCCAGAGGACUUUCAAAUUCUUUCCGAAAAUCUAUUUAUUUCGGUCAUAUUUGAAUAUGACGAUAUCAGCGUAGUCCAGUGUGCUAGGGCUGCUUUAUUUUAUUCUCUCUGGGGAUCGGAAAGCUUUCUCCUGCUCUUACCUGUUCCUAGGAAUUUACAUCCUUGCAUAAAAAAAUGGAAAAUGUUCUUUUUUUUAGAGAUUGCUUCAAUGUCAUUUUGUUGUAUUGCAUAGUUUAUUUCUUGAAAUUUACUGCAAUAGUUGAAGAGAAGUGAAAUAUUGAUAGUCGACAUCUGCUGUUCUGUGUUGAGAUGGAUUAGAGCAUGUUGUGUCAAGCUGUUUAAAUGUUAUGUUGGGAGAUGUAGUCUUCAUGUGUGUGUGAUUAAAAAAAUCUUGUUACAGCUCAGUGUGGCCAAAAAAAAAAAAAAAAACGCCUUGAUCCGCUCAGGUCAGCAUUUUAAACAGACUCAACCCUACAGGAUAACUUAUAUGACUUUUGGUUUGCAAAUGUAACUGUAUGUACUGUACAUGUAUACAUAUAUAAACAUAUAAUUUUGGUUAUCUGUGGUGUGGUCUGAUCUACCUAAUUAUUUUUAAAGGUAUUUAAAGCAGAAGUAUACUAGCUGUAAAAUGCUGCAUAUUGGUUUACACAUUUUAAAAUACCAAAAAAUAAUUGUGUAAUUAUUUUAUUAGUUGUACAAGUACCUGUAAGUGAUGGAUAAAUUAUUCUUUCUGGAUUUGGUGAGGAGUGUAUACAUUAAUGAAUUUGGAACUUUUGUUCAGACAAAAUUAACAUAUUCUAUGGAGCAAAAAGAAGAGUCCACACUUACCUCAUCAUCACUAUAAAGAUAAGAGAUUUUAAUCAUAAUAAAGAAUAAUAUUUAAAGAUGUAUUUUUUUUAUUUUAUUUCUUUUGGGAUUUUUCCCCUUUUUCUCCCAAUUUGGAAUGCCCAGUUCCCAAUGUGCUUUUAAGUCCUCGUGGUCGCGUAGUGAUUCGCCUCAGUCCGGGUGGCGGAGGAUGAAUCCCAGUUGCCUCCGCCUCUGAGACCGUCAGCCCACGCAUCAUAUCACGUGGCUUGUUGAGCGCGUUGCCACGGAGACAUAGCGCGUGUGGAGGCUUCAUGCCAUCCACCGCGGCAACGACGGCCAACUCACCACGCGCCCCACCGAGAACGAACCACAUUAUAGCGACCACGAGGAGUUUACCCCAUAUGACUCUACCCUCCCUAGCAAACGGGCCAAUUUGGUUGCUUAGGAGACCUGGCUGGAGUCACUCAGUCCUGGGAUUCGAUCUAGCGAACUAGCGAACUCCAGGGGUGGUAGCCAGCGUAUUUUAAAGAUGUAUUUUAAUGUUUUAUUCAAUAUGAGUUUGUAGGAGUUUGAAGUGUGUAAAUGUAUAUUCUCAAAAGCAAUAUGAAUUGAAUUAGAGGAAAAAUUAAUUCUCCUUAAUUUUUUUUUUUCAUUGUGGUCCAAAGUUCCCAUAUGGGAUUGUUAUUUAUUAUUAUUAUUAUUAUUAUUGUGGCUAGGGCUAUGUUACGUCAAAAAAAACAAACAAAAAAAAAAGGCACACAUUUUCCAUUAGAACAAACUAUGUGGACCAUAGAGCGUUAAAGUGUGAUUAGACCUGAUUAAGACACAGUCUAGAAACAACAUGAAUCGAAGGAUUCAUGCAUCUUUAGAACUUACGUUUUGUGAUUUGGGGGAUUACAAAUAAUGGCAUGAAUAAUAAUAAAGAACAUUAUUUUUAA